AUGGGGCUCUUGUUGGUGAUUUAUUACUAUUUAGUGCAAAUCAGCUACCGGCAUAAGGGAGAGGUGUGCGGGAGCCGCCCUCCCUCAGGCCAGACUGGAGAUGAGGAAGAGGAGGAGGAGGAGGAGGAGGAGCUUCACCUUUCACAGAGAAGCAAUGAAGCCUCCGGUGAUUCUGUGAUGAAGAAAAGUGAUGAAGCCGGACUCGACUCAAGCCCAGUUCAACAUGUAGAAGGUAACAGAGCGGAAACAAAGGAAGACGCUGCUGCUGAUGUAGACGCCGCUGCUGACGAGGACGGAGGCGAUUUGUUGGACGGAGACGACGACUGGGAACCCGAUUCGCCGCGGACGUCGAAGAGGAAGAGGAAGCGAGGAGCCAAAGCGUCCGGCGUGGAGCGGAAGUUGAUCUCGAGCAGUAAAACGCCCUGUAAAGUCUGCGGGGUUUGGUACAGGACACGAGGCAGUUUAAUCAAACACGCCUGGAGCCACGUGGAUGAGCCGCGGUGCAUCUGCGGAGUGUGCGGCGAGCGCUACGAGUCCGCGGACGACUUGAAGGCACAUCUCAAAAAAUACCAAAAAACCCACGAGUGCUCGUACUGCAGGAAGUCCUUCCUCACCGUCACCGGCCUCAAGUGCCACACCACCCUCCACACGGGAAACAGGCCGUUCAAGUGCGACGUCUGCGGCAAGACCUUCGCUCACAUGUCCAGCUUGAGUAACCACCGCUGGGUGCACGUGGAGGAGAAACCGUACAAGUGCGCCGUCUGCCCGAAGGCAUUUGGCCUGAGGGCUCAGCUCCAGGCCCACGUCAAGGUGCACACGGGCCGAGACCGGUACCACUGCUCUGUCUGCGGGAAGUCGCUGUACGACCUGCGCUCCCUCACCCGCCACAAGGCCACGCACUCGGGGGAGCGGCGCUACGGCUGCGACGUCUGCGGGAAGCGCUUCAAACUCUCGUGCACGCUUAAGUCUCACGAGAAGACGCACGCGGCGAGGGAGCGGCCGUUCCUCUGCCACGUCUGCUGCAAGACCUUCCUCUCCAACUGCGGCCUGACGGCGCACAUGCGGACGCACAGUGGCGAGCGGCCGUUCGCUUGCGGCGUCUGCGGUAAAGGCUUCGUGUCCAACGGCGAGCGCAAGGCGCACACGCGCGUGCACACGGGCGAGGCGCCGUACGGCUGCUCGGAGUGCGGCCGCUUCUUCAAGCGCAAGACCCACCUGAGCAACCACGUGAGGAGCCACCUGGGCAUCAAGCUGUUCGUGUGCGCCGUGUGCGGGAAGCCGUGCUCCCGCCAGGAGCACCUGACGGUCCACAUGAGGACGCACAACGGGGAGAGACCCUACCAGUGCACCGUCUGCGACAGGGCCUUCACGCAGAGCCACUGUCUGAAGACGCACAUGAAGAGCCACGGGGGAGCGGGGGGGGACGCGUGCCUGAACGCACCGUGAAGGUCUGAGAGGAAGACGAGACCAGAACACAGUUUGUUUGUUUUUAAACGGAGCAAAACAAACUUUCAGAAGUAUCACGAUACCGAUCCACAUGAGCCGAUACCGAUCGUUUUUGUUGUAUUGUUUUUGUUCAUAACAGCUGAUCCACAGGACCGUCCCAAAAAUCAUUCAAACUGCUC
This is a messenger RNA of Anarrhichthys ocellatus (wolf-eel), 1625 nucleotides long. Its product is annotated as zinc finger protein 501-like. Gene Ontology annotation, biological process: regulation of transcription by RNA polymerase II. The record is from RefSeq and is a predicted model, not a curated record. The transcript is spliced from 3 exons. The coding region runs from base 1 to 1446 and encodes 481 amino acids. NCBI's taxonomy places the organism in Eukaryota, Metazoa, Chordata, Actinopteri, Perciformes, Anarhichadidae. Gene Ontology annotation, molecular function: DNA-binding transcription factor activity, RNA polymerase II-specific; RNA polymerase II cis-regulatory region sequence-specific DNA binding.